GGGGAAAUUGGAAGAGUCCGUCCAUGCUCAGGACAACCUGCAAUGACAACACAACAUCUUCAGGGGAAUCUCCAUGCACAGGGACAUGCUCCAUGACAAUCAAUGGAUUAAUGGACGAUCUGUGUGAAGAUAGAGAGGGAAGAACCGAGUGUCUGCUCUGCCCCCCAGGGUGGAUGCUGCACAGGGGGAGAUGUUACUACUUCUCAGAGCAAUCGGGGACCUGGGAUGCCAGUAUGCGAAAUUGUUCAGGCAGGAAAUCCCAGCUGCUUGUUGUUGAAGAUGAGGCUGAGAUGGAAUUUAUAGCAACCAGAACAGAAAAGAAAUAUUUCUGGAUUGGAUUAAACUUUCAAGAGAAAGAGGGAAGAUGGAUGUGGCUUGGUGUCCCCCACUUAAAAGGGCACAGGCUGAGCUUGGUGAUGGUAAAUGGAACUGGAGAUGGCAAAAACUGUUCUGCUUUCAACAAGGAGAAGUUACACCCUGAGAAAUGCCCGUUUUCGCACAGAUGGAUCUGCAAGAAAAAUGCAACCUUGCUGGCUCCCUAGAAUAACCCAGAACAUUAGACACCGUCCCUUGUAGAAUGAUGCAUUUUCUUGUACUUUGUGAUAUUUUAAUGUAAAUAAUCAUAAGAGCAUUGCACAGAAACCAUAGCAUUCGGCAAUCCUGUGUCAAUUGACCUCUGGCUGUAUUAGGGAUAGGUUUGUAUUGUAACCUCCUGUAGCUCCUGGUGUCCAAGGAUAGACUAUGUUUAGCUAAACAGAUUAUAAUAGUUGAUGCACGAUAAAAUGCCUGUGACUAUCUUUUCUGUAUUAAGAAAUGACUCAUAAACACCUCUUUUUUUGCUUACUUUCAACUUUUGUAUUAAGAUUUUCAAGUAGAAACUCUUAUGCAAUGAAAGGUUAUUUCCUGCCCCUUGGUGCAGCUGCAUUAGUGGGAACCAUUUUGGUUCCUCUGACCAGCUGUGCCCAAAGAUGACUUAUGUGUACAUUGUGAGUAAAUGUCAAUAUUAAUUAACUGGACAGGAAAAAUACUAUUCUAACACAUGGGGAACUAAGGCACUUUGGCCCAGAUCAUAGAGUCAUAGACGUGUACAACUGGAAGCGACCUCAAUAGCUCAUCCACUCCUGUCCCCUGUACUCAAGGCAGGACUAAGGAAUAACUAGACCCGGGGUUGGCGAAUGGGAGUUGCGGGAUGCGAACUCCAACCACUGGCAGCUGUGAGAAGCUGUGCCUGUGGACGGUCAAUGUAAACAAAGUGUCUUGCGGUCUGCCAGCGAACUACUAUGAUGGGUCACGUGCCGAAGGUUGCUGACCCCUGAACUAGACCAUUCCUGACAGGUGUUUCUUUAACCUGUUCUUGAAAACCUCCAAUAAUAGAGAUUCCAUAACCUCCCUAGGUAAACUAUUCCCGUGCUUAGCUACCCUGACAGUAAAUUAGUUUUUCCUAAUUUCCACCCUAAACCUCCCUUGCUGCAAUUUAAGCCCAUUGCUUCUUGUCCUAUCCUCAGAGGUUAAGGAGAACAA
Messenger RNA from Trachemys scripta elegans, 1521 nucleotides. Its product is annotated as killer cell lectin-like receptor subfamily B member 1C. The coding region runs from base 24 to 542 and encodes 172 amino acids. The record is from RefSeq and is a predicted model, not a curated record. Lineage: Eukaryota; Metazoa; Chordata; Testudines; Emydidae. The transcript has 4 exons.